GCAGCGCGGGGAUGGCCGUGGCGGUGGAGAGACCCGCGAAUGACGAGCUUCGAAACCUGUCCCUCUCCGGUCAUGUGGGCUUUGACAGUCUUCCAGAUCAGCUGGUCAACAAAUCAACCUCUCAAGGGUUCUGCUUCAACAUUCUUUGUGUUGGUGAAACUGGCAUUGGCAAGUCAACCUUAAUGGACACUCUGUUUAACACAAAGUUUGAAAGUGACCCAGCCACCCACAAUGAGCCCGGUGUGAGGUUGAAAGCAAGAAGCUAUGAACUCCAGGAGAGCAACGUCCGUCUGAAGCUGACCAUUGUUGACACAGUUGGAUUUGGAGAUCAGAUUAAUAAAGAUGACAGCUAUAAGCCCAUAGUCGAAUAUAUCGACACUCAGUUUGAAGCCUAUCUACAGGAGGAGCUGAAGAUCAAGCGUUCCCUGUAUAAUUACCAUGACACAAGGAUUCACGCCUGCCUGUAUUUCAUCGCACCGACGGGACACUCGCUGAAGUCUCUAGACCUGGUCACCAUGAAGAAGCUCGACAGUAAGGUUAACAUUAUCCCUAUAAUAGCCAAAGCUGAUACGAUUGCAAAAAACGAGUUGCAUAAAUUCAAGAGUAAAAUCAUGAGCGAGUUGGUCAGCAAUGGUGUCCAGAUCUAUCAGUUCCCAACAGAUGAAGAGACAGUGGCUGAGAUAAAUGCUACAAUGAGUGUCCAUCUUCCAUUUGCUGUUGUUGGCAGCACUGAAGAAGUGAAGAUUGGCAAUAAGAUGAGCAAGGCCAGGCAGUAUCCAUGGGGGGUUGUGCAGGUUGAAAAUGAAAACCAUUGUGACUUUGUGAAGCUGCGUGAGAUGCUGAUCCGAGUGAACAUGGAGGACUUGAGAGAGCAGACGCACACCCGGCACUAUGAAUUGUACAGGCGCUGUAAGCUAGAAGAAAUGGGAUUCAAAGACACUGACCCUGAUAGUAAACCAUUCAGUCUCCAGGAGACCUAUGAAGCGAAGAGAAAUGAAUUCCUGGGUGAGCUGCAGAAGAAGGAGGAAGAAAUGAGACAGAUGUUCGUCAUGAGAGUGAAGGAGAAAGAAGCGGAGUUGAAAGAAGCGGAGAAAGAUCUCCAUGAAAAGUUUGACCAUCUCAAGCGGACACACCAAGAAGAGAAGAAAAAAGUGGACGACAAAAAGAAGGAGCUUGAGGAAGAGCUGAGCAACUUCCAGAAGAAGAAGGCAGCCGCUCAGCUGCUACAGUCACAGGCUCAACAGGCUGGUUCCCAACAAACCAAGAAAGACAAGGACAAGAAAAAUAGUCCCUGGCCCUGCACGGAAUAAGUGAUCCCCUCAAAUCUAGUUGGAUGUGCUUUCUUUCACCUUUGCAUGUAAGUACAGCAGCAAGAGACCUCUCUGCCCACUUUGGAAAUGAAUGAAAGUUGACUUUUCUAUAAGUGGCAAUGCUGAGGGUUCUUUAAAAACUUUUAUUAAACAAUAACCAUCUUCAGCUGGGAUUUCCAAAGGGAGUUAGGCACCAGCUCCUAUUGGCUAUUAGGGACCCCAACUCAUUUGAAAAUUCCAGCUUAAGGUAGCAUUAGCUUUUUCAUGACAGCUACAUAACCCUAACUCUUGCUUGUGAGGAUCUGCAAAGGGUAGGAUGUUUAAACAACAAUGACUAGUCACUGAUAAUGCUGCAUUUCCCGGAGGUGCUGGGAUGUCCCUUUUUAGGAUGUUCUAAAUGAGCAGGAAGAAACAACGGAGAGUGUAGAUCUGCGCAUUAAAGCACUCCCUGGAUGUGGAAUAAAACCCAUAGGCAAAGUCUGAAUGACACACUGGCCACCCGGGGACGACUGAUACUUGUUCCAAAAUGCACUGCUGAGAGUAUUGGGGGUUGACUUUCAAAAGCACAGAUUAGGCACCUUAUUUCUACUGACUUGACAUCUCCUUGGUUAUAAAGGGGUCAUUGUUCAAGAGUGCUCAAUAUUGGCCUCACUGCUCCUCUUUAAAUCCAUGGGGAAACUCCCCUUGAAGUUUGGAGGAGCAGAGUUAGGCCAACACUGAGGGCUCUGGAAAAAUCCCACUCUGUGUAUAAUAUUUUAUAUAAGAAUGAGGUAAAUAGUGUGCCCUUUCUUACCCUGGGCCUUGUGACUGUGGUUAUCCUCAGUGGUAACUAUGGCUACCUGAGUACUUCCAAUAAUCCAUGUCAUCUUUCAGUAUAGAGUGACACGUCAUUUUUGUGGCUGAUGGGAAAGGGGGAAUUACAAGGUAUUCCACUCAGUGGCAGCUCCAGGCCAGAAUCUGAAACAGCUAGUAAAAACUGGCCAUGGUUCUGAUCUGCAGAAUGCAUCCACUCAGCUGCCAAGCCAGACUCUGUGUUCCUAGCUAUGGGCUACUGGGAGUUUUCUUAAAUACAAGAUCACUUACCCUUUUGCUGCCUUGUAUAUGUUACCUGCUUAUAACCCUGUCAAGAAGACUUUUGUAUUUGUGUCUUUUAAAAAAAAACAAAAACAAAAAAAACCCCUUAUUUUAUUUAACACAAUCAAGGGUUUGUUUGUUUGUUUUCAAGUAGUUCUCGUUCUACUUUUAAACUGUUGUGAUGAAAAACAGCAGUGUCUUGUGUGUUAUCAGAUCUAUCCAUUUGAAUCAUGUUGUGAUUUGCCAUUCUCAAGCUGUUAGAAACAGCUUAUUCCUGUCACAUCCUUUCUCCAAGGAGCCCAACUGCAUUUACAGUAUAGAUCAUCGAGGAGGCCCUAAGGGCCAGGGUGUGACAGCAUGGGAUUAUACAAAUAUGAAGGGUGUUUUUUUAAACUAACUGAAAAUAAAGCUGUGAACAGCAGUAGGAAUAUUUUGUGUACUUGUUUUUAAAUAUAUGCUGAUGGCCUUUAAACUAGAGGUGUAGAACAUUAUUACCUUGCUCUUUGAAAAUAACCCAUGUUUUUGUCCAAAUGACUGUAUACCUCCAGCCAGUGUUAAUGCAGAAGUAUAUAUGUAUGACUCUUAGAUGUCUUAUUGAUGUCAAAAUAUUUCAUUUCUGAAGUUCAAAAUGAAUCAUAGCCUUCCGCCACAGUUCAGUUCCUUUUUUUUGUAUGUGCUCUGGGGUGCACAUGUGAAUCGUGCCAACACACAAAGUGGGAAAGGGGAAAUAUAUUU
Molecule: messenger RNA, 3119 nt
Organism: Emys orbicularis (European pond turtle)
Lineage: Eukaryota; Metazoa; Chordata; Testudines; Emydidae
Gene: SEPTIN11
Product: septin 11
Exons: 10
Coding region: 12-1310 (432 amino acids)
Biological process (GO): cilium assembly; cytoskeleton-dependent cytokinesis; intracellular protein localization
Cellular component (GO): septin complex; microtubule cytoskeleton; cell division site
Molecular function (GO): GTP binding; GTPase activity; molecular adaptor activity
Source: RefSeq, a predicted model, not a curated record